AAAAUAAAAUAAUAUCACAUAUCAAAAUUUAUAUAACAAGAUAAGAUAGUUUGCAUCUAUUCGUUUAUAAGAUCAUGUCUUAACAAUGGACCUUCUUAAAAGUAACUGGGCUUAACUUUUAAGGCAGCUAGCAGGAAAUCAACCGUCAAUCAUGAUUAAAACCAACCAUAACGAAUCAACGUCAACCACCAUAAACAUAACCAACUAUGAGUCAACGUCAACAACGAUAAACAUUACCCACAAUGCAUCAUCGUAUACCAUGAUAAACAAUACCACCAACGAAUCAGUUAGCAGAUGGAAUUUAGCAUCUGAAGAUCAGGACUUUGGACAAUCAUGGAUCAAUUUAGUUGUUGGAUGCAUAUUAUUAACUACUACUACAUUAUCAAUAUUUACAAAUGGUACUUGCUUGUAUGUUUUCUUCAUCAAAAAGCGAUCCAUGUUGACCAGGAUAAACUCGUACAUGGCUGUCGUUUGUAUACUGGCUUUUACAAAGGCAAUUAUUGGUUAUCCUAUGGUUAUCUCAUCUAGUUUUGCAGGAUAUUGGCUCUUUGGUGAUGCUGGUUGUAUGUAUUAUGGAUUUUUAAUGACGACCUUUGGUUUGUGCACUAUGUUUACUUUAUCUUUGAUAUCUGUGGACCGGUAUCUCAUGGUAGUGCUUUGUAAGUUUAAUGGACUAUCCAUAAACUCAUUUAGCAUUUCUGCCAUAUCAGGAAGCAUACUUUUUUCAGUAAUUCUGGCUAUGGGUCCAUUAUUUGGAUGGAACAAAUAUGUACGAGAAGGAUUAGGAACCACUUGUUCUCCCGAUCUCGAAUUGACAGAUGCUUUAUCCCGAUCAUAUUUAACGGUAUUGAUGAUUGUCGCAUUUGUUCUACCACUUGCAGUUAUGGGAUUUUGUUACUGGAAAAUAUUUUCGAAGGUGAUGGAGACUAGGAAAAAUCUUUUUCCGGGCAACAAACACACAGAUACGCCAAUGUCAAUGACAAGAAAAAAGAAUAUCAACCUGGAAGUAAAACUAGCACUGACUUUAGUUUAUAUUGUGGUUGCCUUCCUGCUUUGCUGGGCACCCUAUUCAGUUACCAUGAUUUGGGCAAUAGUGGAUGCAAAAUCCUUAACACCUCUACUAAUUUCAAUUCCAUCAUUAGUGACAAAACUUGGCAGUUGCUUUACACCAUUGGUUUACAUGGGACGAGAUCGGAAAAUGCGAAGAGUGGUAAAGGAACACUUUGAGUGUCUGAGGUCAGAAUCAGAGAACUUUAUAUUCAAUCAGAAAGAAAUAGUUCGUCCAGCUGCUAGUAAUGCUAGUAAUGUUAAUACAUUAUCUACAAAAGCACAUACAAAAACAAAAAGUAGCUGUAACCCGGAAAAAAUGUCUAAAAGGAGUAAGACAGGCCUAGGACAAACCAUAAAUGAAACCGUAGUUUAGGAAACACUAUUCGAAAACACCAAGCACCAAUAUAUUAAAACUUUUCUCGGAUACAUUAUUUUUUUAUGAAUUUUUGUUUUUUGUUAUUGCCAUCGAUAUA
Mytilus trossulus (common blue mussel) is the source of this 1523-nucleotide messenger RNA. RefSeq names its product melanopsin-like. Lineage: Eukaryota; Metazoa; Mollusca; Bivalvia; Mytilida; Mytilidae. Gene Ontology annotation, cellular component: plasma membrane. The transcript has 4 exons. Gene Ontology annotation, molecular function: G protein-coupled photoreceptor activity. Bases 152 to 1423 code for a protein of 423 amino acids. The record is from RefSeq and is a predicted model, not a curated record. Gene Ontology annotation, biological process: phototransduction; G protein-coupled receptor signaling pathway; cellular response to light stimulus.